This is a messenger RNA of Schistosoma bovis, 3221 nucleotides long. The record is from the annotation of a GenBank genome assembly. NCBI's taxonomy places the organism in Eukaryota, Metazoa, Platyhelminthes, Trematoda, Strigeidida, Schistosomatidae.
GUAACACCUUCUAAUAUGAAUCGUGCCCACCAAGUGAAAUCAAACGACAAAAGCGAGGAGGUUUGAAAUAUAAUUGAUAGUGUUUAAAAAUGUUUUGAUCUUGUUCACUUUCGACUCUAGAUUUCAGUAGGUUGGCACGAUUCAUGGUAGUUGCUACUGGGUGACGCGUUGUCAAGCUUCUUAUUCUGUAACGAUGUUCACCUAUAUCGCGUAAGACUACUCAGACUAGAAUAUCUGGUGACCCAAUUUUGUUUAUUUCCCAGUCGUAAUCCGCAUUCCGGUUUUCAAGUUAUCCGGUGACUUUGAAGACGUUUUAGCUCUGUCUAUAAGUUUACUUGAAUUUAUCUUGUAUGACCUACGAAUGAUAUCCGGCUCCAUUUCUCUGUAGAAUGCUUAUCUCGUGUUUGAGGGUAUCCUUAUCAUGUUUAAACUCGUCUUCUUAGUCCUUGUUUGUGGAUUUCGACUCGCAGAAAGUUGUGUUACUUAUAUACUGUUUUGGUCCAUGUACACAACUUUUCAUUCCUAAAGCGUUGUUUAUACUUUUCCUAAAGUAAUAACGUCAACUCCCUAACAAGCUUAACCGAAAUCACAAUUUUCUAAAAUUUGGUUUAUCAUUACACUACAUGGUAGGUCAAUAACGUCUACUGUUAAUUUUUUGUACGGCAACAUAUGCUCUUCAAUCAGCAUAAGUUUCACCAACUGCUGGACUCGCAAACAGUAGUGUUAACUAGUAUAUUCCUCUUUCAUCACAUUAAUUGAUGAAGUAUCUAGUGAUAUGAUAAUUUUUAAUCAUUAUAACUAUUCUUUAGGAUAAAGCACCAAAGACUUGAUUGGACUGUGGGUUUGAUAAAGUUACAGCGAAUGACGUAUUAGGCUUUGCCUAGGAACUGUGAUCGUUCUUGAAAAUCAAAAGUGAAGAACGACGAAUCUCUCUGAUCUUUAGUACCCUGUCAGGAAGUGUAAACGUAUCAAUAUCAACUAUAUAAUUAUUUAGAGUUACAAAAUGUUGUCGUAUUACGGAAUCAAGUUCCAUGUGUAUUUCUUAUUUGCUUGAUUGGUAUUCAGACAUUCAUAAAAUUUCUCAGUGACUCUAUAUCUCAUUUUGAAGUGACAUAGCUCAUCAAACUGAUGUUUUGAUUUCAUAACAAAACUAAUUUCUGUCUUAAAUAUCCAUAGGUUUCUUUGCAUUUACCCAUCAUCUAAUUAAACUAUAAAAAGGAAUGGAUACUAAGGAAUUGGAGAAUUUUUUUAGCGAUCCUAUGGUUUCAGCUCAUAUUGAAUCAUUCAUGGAUGCUCAUUGUUCUAUAUUUACAUGUGAAAAAGAAAUUCAUUCUGAACAUUAUGCAACACACAAAGAAUUUUCAGAAAUGGUAAGUAGAAAUAGACAAUAUUCUUUAUUUCACAAUCCUUUCUUAGAUAGAUCUUCAUUUAAUGAACUAGUUAUGGAUACAUAGUUAUUGACUAACACUACUUUUUAUCUCUUUCAAAUGUAUGUUAUGGUUGGAUAUACAUCACAAGAGGCUAGAUAAACCACAACUGGGUAUAGGAAAUAUGAGAUCUGGUUCAAAGCUGACUCAGGCCAAGUUACCACACUAUCGGCAAUACGAAAGUGGAUAGCAGUGUUGUUGAAUUAGAGAUUUCAUGUAGAGGAAAUAAUUUUAAAAGAUAAUCAGUUUGCGACAUUAGAAGUAUGAGGGUUUCGAAACCGACCAUGUGAACUAUGAAAAAUGAAUACAUCUGCUCUACUGCAGCUGAUCUCGAACUAUUUCACCAGUCUUCAACUAUUGAUCACGAUUAUGGCACUGGCCGCAAUGUAGUAGCUUGUACCUAGCAAAAUGACUCAGACCAACAAUCAAUGAUUUAAUAACCUGUUCGGUGGUUUGGUUGCUUCUGACUUUUCUCCAAACACGAUGAAAAGUCUAUUAAAUAGCUCAUCAAUUCAUUACAAUCAAAUUCAGGAAAUGUAUACAACUUAUAAAAUAACUGAAGAUGAUCCUUCUUUUAGUUCAAUCUCUUAUAUAAUUGCAUUAUGGAAUUUUGAAUUAUUUUAUCAAUUAAUGACUUUGGUAAAUGUUGAUUUACAAUUAGAAGCAUUACAUUAUAUUCAACAGAAGUACGGUAAUCAAUUCAUACAAACGUAUUCAAACAACAAUAAUCAUGAUUCCUUGGGUAAUAAUUCUACUGAAAUAAAUAAAAAUGAACUAACUGAUAUGUUGUUAGAAAAAUCUCAACAGAAAAAUGGAAUGGUGAAGACAAUCAAAGAAACAAUUCAAAGUGAACUUUGUAAAAAUCAACAUAAUCAGAACGAUGGACAAUUAUUAAUAGAGAGUGAUUCUAAUACUUUUCGUGAUAUACCUACAAAAAAUCUCACUAACUCUACAAUUCCUCAUGAAAUAAAACUAACUUCUUCUGAUACUGUGACACCAUCAUCAUCAUCAUCAUGGAAUCACAUAUUGAAUUUCAAUAACUCUGAAACCAUUCAUCAGCAAAAAUAUGACAAUACUUUAAGACCAACUAAAGAUGAAUUAGUUGAAAAGCAGGCAUUUCUAAGAAAACAACGUGAUCUACUGAUCGAAAUGCGUCAGAAAAAGCGUGAAAAGCUAUUUUCUGAUCAUGUACAAACUUUAACAGAUAACAGUUUUGUAUAUACUAAUAAUAGAGACCGUAAUUCAAUCGACAAGGAAGAACAUGAUAAAGUUAUGGAGAAACGUCGUAAGUUAUAUGAAAAACUAAAGAUUGAAGUGAUUAAUAAAAGUGGUUUUGAUCAGACAGAAAAAUAAAUUGGUCUAAUUUCCUUGAUUUUAUGAUAAUCGAUCGAAUAUUGGAUGGAUGUACAUAUACAUUUUUGAACAAUAAAUGUAUAGCUAUAAAACAGUGAAUGUGAAUAUCGGAAGUUUCAAUUGGAUCUUGACAUCGAUUCAUGGGAAGGAAUCUAGAUUGUGAGGAAAUUUCCACCGAAGAAGAUUGAAAUGGUUUAUGUGGAUCCCAGUUUGUUUGCAUUUUCACGCACCGUUCUCUUAUAAAUGCACGAUAUGUAGAAACACUGAUUCCUAUCAUUUCAAUUGCAUCAUUGUUGUUUGAAAUCCUAAUGUAAUGUUUACAUAUGACACUGUAUAAUUUUACCAAAACUAAAAUAUUUGAUUAUUCUCUAAGAAAUGUAUGUAUCAUCAAAAUAAUAAGUCAAGGAGUUUACAAUAAUAAAUAUCGUUACAGCAGUAGAA